Messenger RNA from Heterotrigona itama, 726 nucleotides. The record is from the annotation of a GenBank genome assembly. Lineage: Eukaryota; Metazoa; Arthropoda; Insecta; Hymenoptera; Apidae.
AUGGCUGUAACAAGUAAUGCUAUGUAUAACGCAGGAACUGUCGCUCCAUCGUUCAUGUCGUCAAACGUGUAUUAUAGUUGCGUACCUCAUUGUAAAAAAGAAAAUCAGCAUAAAGUUAUAUUCGAGCAUAUCGAAAUUGUGAAACCUCCGACGUUUAAUUACUGUUCCUGUGAUACGAUGAUGGAAACUGAUGAAGACGGAUGUGAUUAUUCAAUGGCAUCAGACUAUUUGAAUAAUGAUUCCGCAAUUGUAGAAGCAGCGGUACAGAACCGGUUAAAAGCUCAUGGAAAACUACAAGUUGUACAACGAGCAGUUCAUGAUGUGGAUGUGCCUCAACGCAGGAAUCGGAAACGACACAGCAGCGAUCUCAACUCUACAUGUCAACUGAAAAAGUUUCGGAGAGGCGGUGGUAAGGACUAUGUACUUGGUGAUACAGGGAGUACAAAGGAUUGUGGAUCAACUACUAUGUCUUAUGAAUCUGAAACAUUAAACAUUAAUAACAAUAUGGAAGAAUCUAUGAUUACAAAUGAAAACUGCUGUUGGAUAGCAGGUAAUCACAAUAUUUUAAAUAAUUCAAAUUAUCAAGAAUCAUUCAAUAGUGAGAAUAAAGCAAUUGAAAACACUAUUGAAUAUGAGAAAAUUUUAUUUGAAACACAUGGAUGUUCAAUGUACCAGUUUCAUAGAUUGCAACUGGUUAGUAACGAUGAUACUGAAACAGAAUUUUAA